Molecule: messenger RNA, 5297 nt
Organism: Ceutorhynchus assimilis (cabbage seed weevil)
Lineage: Eukaryota; Metazoa; Arthropoda; Insecta; Coleoptera; Curculionidae
Source: the annotation of a GenBank genome assembly
UGUCACCAUUUCCGACGUCAUAACUAAAGUCCGUCGUUUUUAAUCUGACACUUUACGCAUAAGGAGUGAGGGGGUGUUUCAUAUGACGAAAACAGGUGUGACAUCAGGUAACCAUUGGCGUUCUAAUGUAGAGAGCCUCCUGCCGAGUAUCAGAUUGAAAUCGACAGACAAUAAGUCGUCAAUUAUUUAAACAGCCUACGUCAAGGCAAGAAAUAACAUGCUGCUUACGUCACAACUAAUGAUUUGGUGGGAGUUGUCUCAUUUAAGGAUAGACUAUCCUGUAAUAGUAGUGUGUAUCAUCUUUGCGUUUUCCGCACGUCUAUGGCAAGUAAUUUUAUCUUGCUCAAUACAAGUAUUUUUAUAAAAAUGUCUCACACACGUUCAAUCACUAUUUAAUUGCAAAAAAGUUUCACUUAUUUGACAUUACUUUGACAAAAUUGACUCUAAAAUGACAGAUAGUGUCCUUAACGUAGCCAUAAGAAAAUUCCUAUGGCCCGAUUAUAUAGUAUUUUUCACAGUGAUUCUCGUUUGCCUACUAAUCGGAAUGUACUUUGGGUUUUAUAAACAAUCGAAAACUUCAGACGAUUAUCUAGUAGGCGGCCGUAAUAUGGAAACUUUUCCCGUUGCUAUGUCUCUAAUUGCAAGUUGGGUAAGCGGUAUAAACCUACUAGGAAUUCCAAGCGAAGUUUACGUGUACGGCAUCCAUUAUGCUAUGAUUAUUGGCGCCUUUUUGCUCAUGACAAUCGUAAUGCUUUACGUUUAUUUGCCGGUAUUUCACAAUUUGAAUCUAACAUCUACAUAUGAGUACCACGAACUAAGAUUUGACAAAAGGGUGCGCCUUUUUGGCUCUAUAUUGUUCACCAUCAGCUCAAUUACAUGGUUGCCGCUUGUAAUCUAUAUACCGGCCUUGGCAUUGAAUCAAGUCACAGGAAUUAAUGUGCAUCUGAUAACGCCGAUAGUGUGCGUCACUUGUAUUUUCUACACGUCACUUGGAGGUCUGAAAGCAGUGGUGUGGGCCGAUGUUGUACAAAUAGCAUUGAUUUACGCCGCCAUUUUGUUGAUCGCUGUCAAAGGCACUUUGGACGUUGGUGGUUUUUUUUUGGUUGUGGAACGGAACGUUGAGAGUGGCCGAAUCGAGUUGCCAGACUUCGAUCCAAAUCCUUUUGUGCGGCACACGUUUUGGUCAUUAACAUUCGGUGGUUUUACAUACAUUUUACAAGCGGCAGGUGUCAAUCAGAACAUGGUGCAACGCUACUUGGCCUUGCCAACUUUGACAUGUGCCAAAAAUGCCUUGUGGAUGUUUUUCUUUGGCAUGGUUGUCAUUAUAACCACUUGCUCUUACCUGGGAUUACUUAUUUAUGCUUCGUUUCACAAUUGUGACCCACUUACCACAAUGCUGGCUAGGGAAAAAGACCAGUUACUGCCCGUGCUAGUAAUGACAGUUCUAGGCAAAGUGCCAGGCCUACCGGGCGUUUGUUUGGCAGGUAAUUUCAGUGCGGCCCUAAGUUCACUGUCAACGGCGCUUAAUUCAAUGUCAGCUGUCGUUUUGGAAGACUUUUACAAACCGUUUUUUCAAAAGGAGCUCAGCAAAAAACAAACCGACAUUUUAAUGAAGUGCACAGUAUUAAUUUUUGGAAUCAUUUGCGUGGCAUUAGUUUUUGUUGUUGAAAAACUAGGUGCAGUUUUACAAUUGUCAAUCAGUAUAGGUGCAAUAACAAGCGGUCCAUCUUUGGGCAUUUUCACUAUGGGCAUGUUAAUUCCGCACGUAAACGCCCGUGGCGCCCUCUACGGCGGCAUGACGUCACUACUGUUUAUGGCCUGGUUUUGUUUGCGCACGCAAACUCUGAUUGCUUCCGGUGAUUUGACUUUUAAGACAAAACCUGUCACCACUGAAGGUUGUCAAUAUAGUUUUGCGUCCGCAAAUGUGACAGUUGUGACACCUACUACAGAGGAGCAACUGUUUAUGAUUUAUCGUUUGUCUUAUUUGUGGUACACGUUGCUGGGAACUUUUAUAACAGUUUUUGUGGGUGUUUUGGUCAGUGUUGUCAGUGGUCCAUUAAAUCCCAAGGAUUUGGAUCCAAAAUUGCUUGCACCUUUUAUGAAGAAGUGGAUUAAGUCUAGAAAAUUUUCCAAUGAGGCCAGAGGGGAUGAACUUAUUUACGCAUUUAAGCUUACAACGGGCCAACUAGAACAAAAUGGCGUCACAGAAUCAUUAUAAAAAAAAUAGUUUUUAUUAAUAAAAUCCCUACUACAAAUACAAAAGAGCCCUGGAAACGUUAUAAAUACACGGCCUACUGAAGUUCUGGUAAGACAAUGCGGCACUGUUGACGUUCAAAUACGUCGUGACGCACGUCAUUAGCGUACCAGCAACAAUUAUUAGGAUGCAAAGUGCCACUUCUAGUUUUCUAUUCCAGAUCCUUGAUAUGUAAUAUGACGUUUGACUCAUUUGACAUUGUUCAACAAUGUAUUCCCUAGAAAAUAAAACACCAAGUGUUGUUGGCAAUACUGUAAUAAUAAUGUUUACCUCGUAUAAUCAUCCUCUUUGCUUGGUUUAUUCAUUACAACGUUGGUGAAGCUUUCUUUUUCCAAUUUUACAAGGUGCUUCGUAUGCAUACGAACAAUUUUAACAUAAAACAACGGCGGUAGAAUAAAGACCAGCGGUCCUAUUAAAGUACCACCAAUCAAGGACAUUACCAAAUCAAAUCUAGGUACCGAUUCUGCUAUAACAAUGGCCAAAAAUGUCAAAAUUGUCCUCAAAAUGCACCGCUUAUGGUUGAAUUCUCUAGAAAUAUUCAAAAAAUCCUCCAUGUGUUGAUAGAGGGCGUUGUUGCUGACAGCUGACGUUAGACACAACUGAACGGCAACCAGUGUCGCGGCAAAAUGCAAAGCCACUGACGUAGGCAACGUUUCUAGAAUACUAGGAUUUGCGGUGUUGCCAUAUUUCAGUGCGGCUAUAAGAGUACUACUACCAAACAUAAACAGCGACACUAAAAAUCCACCUAGAAUGGCUUGCGGUAGCUGACGUUUGUCGCACAUGUCCAUUUGAAUUGUCAAAAUUGACGGAUGGAUGUCAAAUUGAAAAGCUACAAUGCCGUAAGCUGAAAUUAUCAGUCGCCAUAGGCUUGUGUCAUUUGGUUUUGGAACUAUUUCAUUGGUUGGAGCGAAUAGUAGGCAGGCGCAAAUUAGUAAGUAAACUGUUGACACUAUUAUGACAGAUAUUGUGCAAAGGAUUUUCAUAUCUUUUGGACUGCCAAGCCAUAAAACCGGACAUAGGAUGGCACCUAAAACGAUUAUCCAAUAGCAAAAGGAGAUGUUAAGGUCGCUGACUCUGAGGCCUAAAAGUUGUAAAUUUUGUGCAGCUAAAAACUAAAAGUAGUUACUCGUUUGCAAGCAAUGUUGCCAUAUAUAUUACCGACAAUUAAAUUAGGUAUUCCGCCGCUGAAAACGGUAAGAUCGACCAAAAAAGUGACGUAGUAGGAGGUGCAUUUGCCGAAAGUCAAUUCGGCCAAGGCCGAGUACGGAUAGCGGUUUUUCAGUUUUAUGCUGGGACGAAUUUCUUCGGCUAAGGUCCAACAUUUUCCUAGCAACGUUGCAGUGUAAAUUUGCACCGAACACACAACGAACACUAUCAAGAUGCCAUAAAAACCUAAAAAUUGAAUUAAUAAAGUGUUGCCAAAUUGUGCAUACUUACCGCAAUCGAUGAUGGGUUUCGGUAAGGUUACAAUUGGAAAUACUCCAAAUACGUCUACAACGCAAAUAAUGGCGAAAAAUAGGGACAGGUUGUUGUUUAUUGCAAUCUUCGGCAAGAGCGGUCUUGAUUCUUCAAUGUGCAUGGUGGAAUUUAAAAAAAGAAAAUUGUAAAUCGAUAUUCUAUCGUUGUAAGGUUUCCGUGCUUGGUGAAAUCAGCGUUUCAAGUUACACUUGUAUCGAAUUUAUUUUGCAUAUAGGGGUGUUUCAAAAUGGAAUAACUCCAUUGAUUUUUGAAAAAAAAAAGCAGUUGGUAUUACUGGCUCAAAUAAAUUUGACAGCAGGUGAAUGGGGUGGAACACGAAUAUAUUUCUCCCUAUCUAUUACAUUUCGAGCUGUAUUGUUUCAUCUUUUUCUACACCCUCAAAUGGAAAAGCUCAUUUUUUAUCUUAAUAGGCCCAUUACAAACAAAUUUUGACAGUUGUAAUGCAAUCAGGGCUGGGACUCUGUAACGAGAGAUACUUUCUCUAUCCCUAUUGAUUUCGAUAAGAGAGAAAUAGAUAGCAAGUAGCCAUAGCGAUAGGGAUAAUCUCUAUAUCCGUUACAGAGACAAAGAAAAGAAUGAAAAAUAAAUUAAAUUAAAAAGAAAAAAUGUUGUUUUCUUUAUUUCAAUUAUUGAAAAGGUAAAUAAAGAUUAAAUGGUCUACCAACUAUUAUUCAUAAUGAGAGCUUAUCUCGGGAAAAGUGAGAUAAGAUUAGUCUGUGUUGAAAUCCUCACUGAAAUGAUUUUGUGCAACUGUUGUGUAGAUUGGAAAAGUACAUUUAAAUAAAAAUGAGCGAGGACAUCUACCAAACUGGAACCGGUUACUUGAAAUCGUACCCGGGCAUUUUGAAAAUUUUAGAAGGCGCUUUGCACGUAAAACUAAUUAUUUUCACUUUGAUUCUGACAUCUACGCCUCAAGCCCAGUUUUUUUGCGGCAUUUCAAUUUACGGCGUCAUAAGCGCUACAGUGUUGCUAUUAUUCCAUAUACAAGGAGUAGGAAAAAAUUCGCAAUUUCCUUGGUUUUGGGUCGAGUGCAUCAACAGCGGUUUCCUAGCGCUGUUGUUAUUGGUCAGUGCCUCUUUAAUUGUUGCUAUUAUGACCAAAGGAUACAUUGUGACAGGAAUUAUCGGAUAUGUGGCAACGUUGGUGUAUGUAAUGGACGCCGUUGAUAAAUACAAUGUUGCCAGAACGCCUAGGGCUAGAUAUGUUUGGACCACGCCCAAUAUGCCUGAACAGUUACCAUAAUUUUUUUUAUUUAUUUAAAAUUACUGAACAUUAAAAUAAUAUACAAUAAGUAAUAAUUAAUCAUCUUCAACUUUCUUGUACUUGUAUUUGCCUCGCAUGUGUUUGGGUAGUAGGCAAGUACCAGAACAAGGUACUUGUCCGGGUAUUACACAUAUGCAGCUCCUUAAGCAACCGGCACCGAAAUUUGCAGGGUUGUCUUUUUUCUCCUUAGCAAUUAGUUCGGAUUUUAAGACUUGCUCGUUUUUUCCGAGUACUCUGAUCAAGUGCUCGUAGAUUUCUUCUUUAUUUCUGCCGUCGAUAUCAAUUAACAUGUGAUCGCCAG